Myiozetetes cayanensis is the source of this 2348-nucleotide messenger RNA. It is a transcript of the gene PRR5, whose product is annotated as proline rich 5. The record is from RefSeq and is a predicted model, not a curated record. Gene Ontology annotation, biological process: TORC2 signaling. The transcript has 11 exons. Gene Ontology annotation, cellular component: TORC2 complex. The coding region runs from base 516 to 1757 and encodes 413 amino acids. NCBI's taxonomy places the organism in Eukaryota, Metazoa, Chordata, Aves, Passeriformes, Tyrannidae.
GUGAGCCAGGGCUUGGACUGUGGUGCUGCAGAGCUGGGCAAAGUCUGGAAGGACUUUUGAGUGCAGGGUUUAUGUGAACACAUGCGAAGUCAAGUGAUGCCCAUGCAUUUACAGUAGCCAAAGGUCAGUUUUAUUUCCCACAAAACCUUUCCCUCCAUGCGGCCUCCAGCACACCGAAAGUCCCAACUUUGCUGCACAGUUUAUCCAGUGAUGGAGCAUUGAUGGAGCCAUGAACUUGCCAGCUUUUGUAGCUGCCUUUUUUGCAAGGGGCUGAAUUUUUUCAACCCAUUUGUGUCACCUGUCAAGAAUUUUCUUGUGACUCUCGGAAACCUGCUGCAAAGUCUUCCCUAUUUGCUAUCCAACCCUGUUUUCUUCUCCCUUUAGCAGUUUCUUUUUUGAACAGCAGACGGAGGGAGCUGCCCGCACUGCCGCUGCUGCCGCUGCCCCACCGCGCGUGUGUGUGUGUAAACAGGAUGGUGUAUCUGUAGCUGCCACGCGCAAACACACAUUUGACCAUGAGGACUCUUCGCAGGUUGAAGUUCAUGAGUUCGCCCAGCCUCAGUGAUCUGGGCAAGAGAGAGCAGGCAGCCUUGGAUGAGCGGGGGACCCAGCAGCGCCGGGCCUGCUCCAACGCUACCUGGAACAGCAUCCACAAUGGAGUAAUAGCGGUGUUCCAGCGUAAGGGUCUCCCAGACCAUGAACUCUACAACCUCAACGAAGGAGUCAGGCAAUUACUGAAAACAGAACUGGGAUCCUUUUUCACUGAAUAUCUGCAGAAUCAGCUGCUCACAAAAGGCAUGGUGAUCCUGAGGGACAAGAUCCGGUUUUAUGAAGGGCAGAAACUAUUGGAUACCUUAGCUGAAACCUGGGAUUUUUUCUUCAGUGAUGUCCUGCCCAUGCUUCAGGCUAUUUUCUAUCCUGUGCAGGGGAAGGAGCCCUCGGUCCGGCAGCUGGCUCUGCUGCACUUCAGGAAUAUUAUUACCCUCAACAUAAAGCUGGAAGAUGCAUUAUCCCGUUCCAGAGCCAGAGUUCCACCCUCUAUUAUUCAGAUGCUCUUAAUACUCCAGGGGGUCCACGAGUCGAAAGGUGUGACUGAAGAUUACUUGAAGCUGGAAUCCCUGAUCCAGAAGGUCGUGUCUCCUUACUUGGGCACAUACGGUCUGUACUCCAGUGACGGACCCUUCACGCACUCUUCCUGCAUCCUGGAGAAGAGGUUCUUCAGGCGCUCCAAGUCUGGUGAUAUCCUGGCCAAGAACCCUGUGGUGAGGUCCAAGAGCUACAACAACCCUCUGCUGACGCCCGUGGCUGAGUAUGAGACGGAGGGCAUGGCCUCCAACGGGACCGGCAUCCGCAGGCACUCCGUGUCCGAAAUGACCUCCUGCCUCGAGCUCCAGGGCUACUCCAACCUCACCACCAUCAUGGACAACGGCUCCAAGAGCUCCGUGACGACCACGAAGAGCUCCCUGUCGGGAGAGCAGGAGAGGCCCAGCACCGGGUCGGUGCAGUGCUCCGGCAAGCUCAGCACAGCUGAGCAGCAGAAAGGACUCUUCCACCCUGUGGACGAUCCACACAGGUCUUUUGAACUGGACAGAGACCCUUCCUUGAUUCCAGUUCCCUCUUCCAGCCCCGAGAACAUAGUGGAUCAGAUUUUGGAGUCGAUCGACUCAGAUUCCGAAGGCAUUUUUAUUGAUUUUGGCCGGGGCUGUGCCAAUUCCUCAGCGUACAAUGUGGACGUGAACAGGCAGAGCAUCAUGUGAAGGAGACUGGGGGACAAACCUUGGGUUUUAGUAUUAUAUAUGGAAGUUACUAACACAAGGAGCCAGACUGUGGGCCAGCUGUUUAUUCCAGGGCAGAACCUCUGUUGUAGGUCACCACAGCUCUGCUGAAGUAAAGAAACACAAGCAGGCAGGAAUCUGCUGCAAGGGGGGAGAAACUCCAGCCACUUCUACCUGUCACUCUGCAGUGGGAUUUCCUAUUGUCUUUAUGAACUUGGGGGCUCACAAGCUGACAAGUGUCUGGUAAAAUGCUCUCGGUGCAGCUGGCAGUGUUUGUUCAGUAGCACAGCCCAGCAAAUAGCUGUGCUCACUUUUAAUUUUCUAAAGAGAUUUCCUGCAGACGACAGGUUGUUCUCUGUGACACCUCAGCCAGGGUAAAAAUGUAUCCUUUAAAAAAAAGAAAACCAACCAAACCAACCCCAGGGGCUGUGGGCCUUUAUACCACAGAAUACAGUGAUAAAGAAGUUUCUUUUAAUCUUUUUUCUUGUACAUCUUGUAUGCACUCCUUUGCCUAAUGGUGAGUGAGAGUUCUCGGAGAAAGGCAAAUAAACAGAAAUGUGCUUCCUGAUGUCA